Messenger RNA from Symphalangus syndactylus (siamang), 1290 nucleotides. RefSeq names its product spindlin-2. The record is from RefSeq and is a predicted model, not a curated record. Gene Ontology annotation, biological process: gamete generation. Lineage: Eukaryota; Metazoa; Chordata; Mammalia; Primates; Hylobatidae.
UGGGAGCCUGGUGGAGAGGAGAGCGGGGUGUUUGACAGGAAGAGGAGGCCUCUCUCUGGGCAGGAAGCCGCGCUACGGAAAGAGGGAGGAGACUGCCGCGGCGACAGCAGGGACUGGUGGAAUCCCGAUGUGGCUGAGGGGCCGCCACCGCCAGCAGGGAGGCGGAGGGCUAGCCAGCCAAGCGGUGCGGACGCCGCUGCCGUCCUCUUUGCCUGCCUUGCCGCCCUCCUAGACACGCUUCUCAUCUACGGAUCCUACUCUCCCAGCUCUUGCAAGCAUUCACUCGGCCGGUCGCCUGCUGACCCUCCUUCGCCACAGGCUCAUAGCGGAGGCAGCAGCGAGCAGGCAUGAAGACCCCCAACGCACAGGAAGCCGAAGGGCAACAAACCAGGGCAGCUGCAGGACGGGCCACUGGGUCUGCAAACAUGACAAAGAAAAAAGUCUCCCAAAAGAAGCAGAGAGGCAGACCUUCAUCCCAGCCCCGCAGGAACAUCGUGGGUUGCAGAAUUUCUCAUGGAUGGAAGGAAGGAGAUGAGCCCAUCACCCAGUGGAAAGGAACCGUUCUGGAUCAGGUGCCUAUAAAUCCCUCUCUUUAUCUGGUGAAAUAUGAUGGAAUUGACUGUGUCUAUGGACUGGAACUUCACAGAGAUGAAAGGGUUUUGUCUCUUAAAAUUCUUUCUGACAGGGUGGCAUCAUCUCACGUUAGUGAUGCCAACCUUGCAAAUACCAUAAUUGGCAAAGCAGUGGAACACAUGUUUGAGGGAGAGCAUGGUUCUAAGGAUGAAUGGAGGGGGAUGGUCUUAGCUCAAGCACCUAUCAUGAAAGCCUGGUUUUAUAUUACCUAUGAGAAAGAUCCUGUCUUGUACAUGUACCAGCUUCUAGAUGAUUAUAAGGAAGGUGACCUCCGCAUCAUGCCAGAAUCCAGUGAGUCUCCUCCAACGGAGAGGGAGCCAGGAGGAGUUGUAGAUGGCCUAAUAGGUAAGCAUGUGGAAUAUACCAAAGAAGAUGGCUCCAAAAGGAUCGGCAUGGUCAUUCACCAAGUGGAAGCCAAACCCUCUGUGUAUUUCAUCAAGUUUGAUGAUGAUUUCCAUAUCUAUGUCUAUGAUUUGGUGAAAAAGUCCUAACUGUUAGGGUAAAAUUUGGCACAUGUGUGGAAACAAAUGUAUAAUUUGUAGACAUGCAAAAAAUGUUGCCUUUCAGUGUAUUGAAAGCUUAUGGAAUCGCUGAUAACAUCUUUGCCAGCAUUAACUAUUGUUUUGCUCUAAAAAAUACAAACUUGUGUGUACAUGA